GGGCAUAAUGACAUGACGGGCUCGUACAGCAUUAAUCUCGUAUAAUAUAGACCGACCCAAUUAUCCGCAGAUGUCUCCACACAGUGCAACCCCGGAUGUAGGCCGGUGUGCGUAAGAGCCGACGAAACCCGCUUCCGGCACCAUCGGCGCCCGUCUUGAAACUCAACAACCCUCAUGUGAAAAGGAUGCAUCUGAUUGAGCGGGUAGACAUGAGAUAUUUCGUAGACAGAAUAUCGAAUAUAGCAAGUCCACCAAAACUUUCAUCCAAUACCUCGUAUCAGACAAACAACUCGCAAUGACAUCUCCAAACGGAACCCCCUACUUCCGCCCCUCGACCUUCGCCCAAGGCCUAGCCAAUUACCCGCACGCCCGCCUCGUCCCCUCUUCCUCCUCAUCAUCCCCCACACCCGGCCCCAAAACCCUCUUCAUAUCCGGCACUUCCUCCCGCCGCGGCGACGGCACAUACGCCGGCUGCACCACGGACCCUACCACAGGCGAGCACAAGCUCGACGUACGGGCGCAGACAGCGGCCGUAUUAGAAAACAUCGGAGCCAUUAUCCAAGGCGCUUCGAAUGGAACCGCGGGGCUGGAGGCAGUAGCGGACGCCACGGUCUUUUUGACGGAUAUCCGGGGGGAUUAUGCAGGGAUGAAUGAGGAGUGGAAUCGGGUGUGGCCGGAUCGGGAAAAGGCGCCGGCGAGGACGUGUGUGCAGGUUGCGGCUUUGCCAAAUGAGAGGUUGAACGUGGAGAUUAAGUGUACUGCUAUAAUUUGGGAGGGGGUCGCGCCUGAGAAGUCAUGAGAGGAAAAAGUGAAGGGAUGCAUAGGUGGUCUCGCCAAAUUGAGAAAUCAUUGACGCGGUAAUUGCAUCCUUAAAUCUUGAUCACAAGCUUGCCCACAGUCUUCUGGCUGACAAGAGCAUCCUGCGCCUUUCCCACGUCGGCAAGGGCAUACUCUCCCCCGAUAUUCACCUUGACAGCGCCCUUCUCAACCAGAGCCAACAGCUCG
Molecule: messenger RNA, 1005 nt
Organism: Pseudomassariella vexata
Lineage: Eukaryota; Fungi; Ascomycota; Sordariomycetes; Amphisphaeriales; Pseudomassariaceae
Product: putative L-PSP family endoribonuclease
Exons: 1
Coding region: 296-799 (167 amino acids)
Cellular component (GO): cytosol; mitochondrion
Molecular function (GO): deaminase activity
Source: RefSeq, a predicted model, not a curated record